Messenger RNA from Lethenteron reissneri (Far Eastern brook lamprey), 4402 nucleotides. RefSeq names its product calpain small subunit 1-like. The record is from RefSeq and is a predicted model, not a curated record. NCBI's taxonomy places the organism in Eukaryota, Metazoa, Chordata, Hyperoartia, Petromyzontiformes, Petromyzontidae. Gene Ontology annotation, molecular function: calcium ion binding. Gene Ontology annotation, cellular component: calpain complex.
UGGUUUGUUGGCUGUAGUCAUCGCGCGGCGCGCUCGGAUGUGCUUCCGCGGCCGUCUGGAACGCUCUUCCUUCCGAUGUUAGGAAGCUGCCGGAGAUAUUAGGAGGGCCACUGGGAGUUUUGUUACGUUUAAAUCUAGAUUUAAAACUCUUUAUUGAGAACUGUUUUUUUCUGCUUGUCGUUCUCUCCUCCCUCCCCCCGCACCUCCUAUUACCACGAUGGGCUGCAUGCGAAAGAGGUUCAACAUGUAUACAUACGUAGUAGCGAAACCUAAUUCCAUGAUGUUGUCACUUCGUGUGUGACCCAUGGUUAUUCGGUGUCUCUCUCAGAUCGGACUUCCCAGGUGUAUGGAGGCACCAGAAUGCACCUUUGACCCAACGGUCGUGUUCGCGGCACCGCCGGCACGUCGCGGGGAACCCAUCGAGCACCUCUUCUCCACGUUCACGAGAGACGGGAAGACCAUCGCCGCUCCCGACUUUGUGGCUCUCUUCAACAUCAAGCACACAGGCCCCGCGCGCCUCGACGCGCGUUCGUGCGGCGCGCUGAUGCCAGACGUGCUCGGAGGCAAAGAAGAAAUGGACAUUGCCGAGACCAAGACGUUUGCUGCCCAGAUAAAGAAACUGCAGGACGUGUUCGUGGCGUUCGACAGGGACGGCUCGGGCGCCAUGUCCUCCUACGAGCUGGGCCAAGCGCUCGAGAACUCGGGCUUCCAUCUCCGCUGGCGCGUGUACGAGCGAGUGUGGGAGCGUUUCGCUGGCGCCGACCGAGCCCUGGACUUCACCGAGUUUGCCGUCUGCGUCGCCGCGCUUCGCCGGCUCUUCGGGACUUACGAAGCGCUACCAAAGGCCGGUGGGGACCACUUCCCGGACAUAAACGAGUGGCUCCUGCAGCACGGGGACCUCGAGGGGGACACGGGAGGAGAGCGCCAUCCGGCGUGACCCGCGGCGGUGGACGAAGAGCCACGGGCAGAAGGCGAUUUAAAAUAUAAGAGUUUUAAAAAUAUAAAUAUCUAUAUAACGGGGAUGUGACGACGAAUAUAUUUGGAGAUCCGAAUCAGUUCUAACGUGGGUGUGCACGCCCCCCGCAAUGUGACCUCGGGUCGUUACUGUCAGAGCUCAGUGAGAUCUGCGGUUCCCCGAGCCGACUACAAACAACUGAAACCCACUUCACAGCUAAGUCGCACGGGCGGUUAUCCGUAGCGCCAAGGUAUUUAAAAACAAAAUCUUGCAAUGUAGAUUUUUGUUUUGCCGGAACAGACAAUGACGUGGGCGCGGUAAGUGUUGCAGGCUACACCGUAACGAUGCUCGUUUGUAAGCGGAAUCCCAUUCCUAUUCCGAGAAGCAGCAAUACAACAGCAGCAACGACGCUCUUCCCGUGAGUGGCUGUUCCCACCGCAAGCGAGGAGAGAGGCCGUGGGCAGCUGUGUCCGUAUCCUACUGCAGCCCCUUCGGGGGAUGGACUUUUUAAUCUGUGGCGGCGAUAUGUUAACUACUUCGCCUGAUAUGCAGGGCGUCGUGGGUUUGACCCCUGACCCUUAUGAAGUGUAUAUUUGGAGUUUUCAUGUCUCUCCCUCGAUCUCUCUCCACGUGGUCGCGUGGAUUUUUCUCCGGGUCCUCCGGUGUUUCCCCUCCACAUUUAGAAUAAACACGUGGCUUAGAGUAUUUGGCUGCUGCUAUACAUUUCCACGUGAUAAGCCACUUCGUUGAGCUAUCCCUUGUGGCCAGGUCGCUUCUGAAACAGCGCUCUAGAGCUCAGUGGGCCUUACCUGGUCAAUAAAUAAAAAUAUCUAUAGGUCAUUAACUUCGUGUUCCAGCCGAUUUCGUCUCCGGAAUGAAAUCGGCCAGAUAUCCUGACGCCGUCUUUAUUAGUCAACGGCGCGCCGUUGCGUGUAGAGAAGAGCGCAACAACGAGGACAUUUAUUUGGGAAAAGUUUGAACCUGUUUGGAAGCGAAUGCAAUUCGUGUAAUGCGGAGCUACUUGCUCUAGGUGGCGACGCGACACGUGCAGAGGAGCUGCACGAACUCCUGGAACUUCCUCUCGGGAGGGCAAUCGGUGGGCACGCUUUUUUUUAUUUGUGACGAUGCAAAACGCUUUUGUAAUUUUUUUUUGUAAGUCACUUUCAUUCUUCAUGUCACCGCCCGACGGCGAGAGUUGCCCUGCGCCAGUCGGCGCUCGCAACCGGCGUGGUGAAGAAGGCACGGCUAGUUGCGGAGAUGGGAGCCGCGUCUGAAACGCUGACCCCCAAAAAUUGAUGUUGCAGAGCGAAAGGGGCAAUUGGUCAAGCGCGGAGGAAGAGAGGAAAGGGUAUCUGUGUACGUCUGUGGGGUUCGAUUUGAGUCGUUUGGAUCCCUAAUGUGAGUCCCUUGAAUCCGCAUGUGGACACUGGCUAUUUGUUUUAUUUAAGACGAAAACCCCCCAAAAAGUGCACGCAAUACAGAUUCAGAAUCGGAGUGAGAACAUGUAUUUAUACAGGAGGAAUCCGAUGAGCUAUUAAGCUCUUUUUUCCACAGAUGUCCACUAAGGAUAGCAUUGCAGAGUUAACUAGGAUAGCAAAACAAAUUACCAGGAUAGCAUUGCAGAGUUAACUAGGAUAGCAAAAUAAUUACCAGGAUAGCAUUGCAGAGUUAACUAGGAUAGCAAAAUAAUUACCAGGAUAGCAUUGCAGAGUUUCAAUCCUUCAACCAAGAGGAGGGUCCUGCAGUGGGAUGCUUAGCUAAUUCCUUUUUUAAAUGAGCGAUUUCCAUCCGGAAGAGGGGGGUUGGCACUGUCAAACACACGUGACGAUGAUUUGUUCCGGUCCUGGGCCUCCCCUAGGUCGACUCGUCCUCAAAUUAGUACCGUGGUGCGGUGUGUAAACAUCGCCACUGCGGAGACAAAGGCGGCCCGUGCGUGAUGCUGGCCACCCACCCCCUCGUGUGCCGUGCCGGCCUUCGUAGGCGCUGCUACUGGCGAACAGCACUUGGGUCCCAACAAAGGGGCCAAUUCACAGUCGUCCCCCCUCCGCCCUGCCACCACCCUCCCCCCCCCUUCCCGUUUGAGUAAAGUUGCAGGUAGGUUGGCUCUAGGAGUUGCACGAAGUUCAGUUCAUGUAUUAGGUAUAGAGCCCUGUGAGCCAUUCGGCUCUUGAAUCGGGUGCAACCGCAACAAACAAAAACAUGAACAAGAAAACAUCUUAAAGUGACUAUGUGGCUAAGUGCAAACAAAAGACCCAAGAAAAGACAGCAAAAUAUUGCAGAAAAAAACCGUACACCAACGCUGUGUGCAAACAUCCCAGUGGGAUGCAAGUCAAACAACAACAACAACAACAACAACCACAAGACAACUUAGAUUAAGGCCAUCAGUCUAACUCCGUACUACAACAAACAAACUUGGCCAAACCAAAAAAACUUUUUCGAAAUCACCAAAAUAAAGCCAUAAAAGCAAUGUAACAGUGAUCAUAGGAACUGUGACCGAAUUUGUUCCGGUCCUGGGCGUGAUGCACCAAACCGAUGCCUCUGCAAUACCCGAGAUCGCAGAUGUGAGUCACCAACUUCGUGCGGAUCCAUUAACGCCGUUUAUUUGCGAGCGCUGCGCCACAAGUGCGAUACCAUUUUUGUAAGGCAUUCCGUGUACUCGUUUGUCCAUCUUGUUUGACUUUCCAAACCCUCGAUUUGCACCCGAUUAAACGGCGCUUGUGGGACCAAUACUAAGCCGAUUGUAAAUGCGGCGAUGAUGCACCGAUUGUAUUGUGCGCGCGCACGCGUGCCUGCGUGCCUGCCUGCCUGCCUGUGUGUGUGAUUUCAUGAAUCGAUGUUCUGUUGAUGGGUCAGGGUUUAGUGCACUAGAAAACGAUCUUUUUCGAUGUAAAGCUUUCGUGACUGCAGGGAUUCAUCUUCUUGGUUCUUUCGGUAAAGUCACGUAGAAGGGAAAUAAUAAAAUAAUAAAAAUAAAACAUAAUAAAAUAAUUCUCACGACGUUUCGGCCACAACGCAAGCAGCCGUCCUCAGGUGAAGACUAGGUCUGUCGGGGAGACAGCGUCACUUCUACAAGACUUUACCGAAAGAACCAAGAAGAUAGAACACGAUCGUUAUACACCUGGGUGCAAUCCCCGGUCGUCUUGUGUGUACGAGACCACGGCAGCGAUUUGCGCGAGUUUUGAUAUUCGUAUCCGGAACCUAAGUCUCAACCAACCCCUAGGUUGACCCAGCCCCAAAAUGUGGGGCCGAUUUAUUUUUAGCAACUCAGAGAGAAACGCGUGCCGCGAGCUUGGUGCCUGAUGCAUCGAACCUCACUCGUCUGCCGUGCCGACCCUUAAUAGGUGCUCGCUAAGAGCACUCGCAUCAGCGGUCUGUUGGAACGAGAAUGUGGAUCUUUGUCGUGGGUUUUUGCUCAAAACUCAUUUCAUGGGCACAUCGAUCGAGAAG